AUGGCCCACUCCCCCUCAUCCUCGUCCGUCGAAGACGCCGCCGAAAACACUGCAGACGAGGAGGAUUCUGAGGACUACUGCAAAGGUGGUUACCACCCAGUGCAAGUUGGAGAGAAGUUCAAAGAUGGAAAAUACACGGUCGUUCGCAAGUUAGGAUGGGGUCACUUCUCGACCGUCUGGCUCUCCCGAGAUAACACCAACGGAAAACAUGUCGCCCUCAAGGUCGUCCGAUCUGCCGCCCACUACACCGAGACCGCCAUCGACGAGAUCAAGCUUCUCAACAAGAUCGUUCAAGCCAAGCCCGAUCAUCCUGGUCGCAAGCAUGUUGUCAGUCUUCUGGACUCGUUUGAGCACAAGGGACCUCACGGCACCCACGUAUGUAUGGUUUUCGAGGUGCUUGGAGAGAACUUGCUUGGUCUCAUCAAGCGCUGGAACCAUCGCGGUAUUCCUAUGCCCCUGGUCAAACAAAUCACAAAACAGGUACUCCUCGGCCUCGACUACCUUCAUCGCGAAUGCGGUAUCAUCCACACCGACCUUAAGCCAGAAAACGUUCUCAUCGAAAUUGGAGAUGUCGAACAGAUUGUUAAGCGCGUUGUCAAGCCUGAAGCCGCCGAGAAAGAGAACAACCGCAACGGACGGCGACGUCGGAGGACUCUCAUCACUGGCAGUCAACCACUCCCAUCCCCCUUGAAUACUAGCUUUAACCAGUCCAACCUUUUCCCCUCACCAACCCCCCACUCCAGUCUUGCCGGUGUUCUGAACGAUGGCAAAUCAUCAAAUGAAGCAUCUCCUAAACCAUCCGAUGACGCCCAAAAGCAACGAGAAAAGUCAACUGAUAUUCUCAGUCGAGAGGUUUCGGGUAUUUCUCUUGACAAGUCGAACUCACCCUCUGCCUCAACAGGCGAAAAGCGUAAGGCGGAAGAUGCGCAUGCCUUCGACGUUAUCAGCGUCAAGAUUGCAGACCUAGGCAAUGCUUGCUGGGUCAAUCAUCACUUCACCAACGACAUUCAGACAAGACAAUACAGAUCACCCGAAGUGAUCCUGGGUUCCAAAUGGGGUGCUAGCACUGAUGUAUGGAGUAUGGCAGCUAUGGUGUUCGAGUUGAUCACAGGUGACUACUUGUUUGAUCCCCAGUCAGGUACCAAGUACGGCAAGGACGACGAUCACAUUGCCCAAAUCAUCGAACUUCUCGGGCCAUUCCCCAAAUCGCUAUGCCUCAGUGGCAAAUGGAGUCAAGAAAUUUUCAAUCGAAAGGGCGAGUUGCGGAACAUCCACCGGCUCAGGCACUGGGCUCUACCCGAUGUUCUACGCGAGAAAUAUCACUUCAAAGAAGAAGAAGCAAAGCGUAUUGCAGAUUUCUUGACCCCAAUGUUGGAGCUGGUUCCUGAGAAACGUGCCAAUGCCGGUGGCAUGGCAGGACAUGUCUGGUUGGAGGACACACCUGGCAUGAAAGGGUUGAAGAUCGAAGGUUUGGAGGUAGGUGGCCGCGGCGAGGGCAUUGACGGCUGGGCGACAGAGGUGAGGAAGAGAUAA
Molecule: messenger RNA, 1533 nt
Organism: Fusarium coffeatum
Lineage: Eukaryota; Fungi; Ascomycota; Sordariomycetes; Hypocreales; Nectriaceae
Exons: 4
Coding region: 1-1533 (510 amino acids)
Biological process (GO): regulation of mRNA processing; protein phosphorylation; spliceosomal complex assembly
Molecular function (GO): protein kinase activity; ATP binding
Source: RefSeq, a predicted model, not a curated record